AUGGUCUACCUUGUAUGCAACGGACGAACUCCCCUUCGAAGACUCACAGCCCGUCAUUGCAGCACGUCUCGAACGCGAUCCCGAAUGAUCCUUCGUAGAUUGCUGCGGCAAACGCAUUGUAUCUCUCCAUGUAGCCAAUAGAUAACACCACGAGGGUAGCUGCAGGUACAUUGCCGGGAACCGGGUCAUCGCAAGUCGCCUCCAGUCGGCGCUUUUGUAUCCACCUCCCCAACAAGGUAAGGAGCUUCAGAUCCCAGUGACUUCAUAAGGUAGGUGGGAACUCGAGCUUGUUUUCCUAUCGAGAUUCAAAUACCGUCAAUUCCUCGUCUCUUCAACUUCAAUUGUCGCAAACAUGAGGCUUCAAUUCGUCUUCUCGGGUGCGCUGCUUCUAGCCCCUGCCAUUGCUUCACUUUACGGCGAGAGCAAUGUUAACCACACUUGUCUCUUUAGCAAGCCAUUGUUGUCAUGUUCGCCCCAUGCUAUUCCUUCUGAAGUGGACACUUGUUGCGUAGAGACAUUUGGAGGGCUAUUGUUGCAGACCCAGAUUUGGAGCUCGUACACUGGUUUCGAGUCAGAAGGCCAGGUCUUGCCCAAAAACUCAUGGACAGUUCAUGGAUUGUGGCCGGAUUUUUGUAAUGGAUCAUACACGCAAUACUGUGAUCUGAAUCGGCAAUAUGAUCCUGCACCGUCGCCAAACACCACCAAUGGUCUUCCCAAUGGCACUGUUGUUCCUCCUUAUACAGGUCCGGGUAUUAGCACGUUCGUAGAGGCUUUCGGGAAAUUCGAUCUUCUAGCCUGGAUGAACAAGUACUGGGUGUCAUCAGGCAGCCCGAAUCAGGACUUCUGGGGCCAUGAGUUCUCCAAACACGCAACAUGCUACUCCACGUUCGACGUGCCUUGCUACGGUCCUCAGUACAAGGAGCACGAGGAAGUCGUCGAUUUUUUCGAAACCGCUAUCAAGUAUUUCGAGAAGUACCCCACAUUCCAAUGGCUCGCACACGCGGGAAUUCGGCCCACGAACGUGACUGCGUACUCGCUGUCUGAUAUUCAAGGAACCUUGGCGAAGCACUCCGGCGGUAUCCCGUAUGUUAGCUGCACUGGACCGCGUUACAACACCACGGAAGCAGGAAAGGGUUCGCUUGAUAACGGAGCUACCGUUCUCGGCGAGAUUUGGUACUAUUCGCAUGUAAGUUUUAGUGACGCUGAACUCUGCAGCUUCAAGUCCGCAACUGACUCCGCACAGGUCAAGGGCAGACCUCAAGACAGCCAUUCUGUGCCAACGGAUGCAACAGGAUCUACUUCGAACUGCGCAAAAGCUCCCAAUGCUGUUCACUACUACGAACGGGCAAAAGGGUCGGAGAAAUGAGGGUCGAUUACGCAAGCUCAAACUCGUCGUAAAAAACGCCUAUAAUGAUAAUGUACUCAGCAUUCUACGAAAUACCGAAAGGGGCAAAUGGAAAUAUCUUCUAGAAUAGUAAAACACUCUUCUGUCACCAGUUUUCAACUGGGUUUGUGAUUCGUAGUGAUGAUCUUGGUAAUUUGUCGAGGAC
This is a messenger RNA of Mytilinidion resinicola, 1550 nucleotides long. Its product is annotated as ribonuclease T2. Gene Ontology annotation, molecular function: ribonuclease T2 activity; RNA binding. Gene Ontology annotation, cellular component: extracellular region. The record is from RefSeq and is a predicted model, not a curated record. The transcript is spliced from 4 exons. The coding region runs from base 353 to 1366 and encodes 337 amino acids. NCBI's taxonomy places the organism in Eukaryota, Fungi, Ascomycota, Dothideomycetes, Mytilinidiales, Mytilinidiaceae. Gene Ontology annotation, biological process: RNA catabolic process.